Colletotrichum tamarilloi is the source of this 1689-nucleotide messenger RNA. RefSeq lists its product as uncharacterized. The record is from RefSeq and is a predicted model, not a curated record. Bases 1 to 1689 code for a protein of 562 amino acids. NCBI's taxonomy places the organism in Eukaryota, Fungi, Ascomycota, Sordariomycetes, Glomerellales, Glomerellaceae. The transcript has 3 exons.
AUGGACCACGGCAGCACGAUGGUGGUGGUUACUGCCGAUGCUCUGUGCAAUAUGAACGAUGAACAGCUCCGCAAUUUCAUGGCACGCCACUACAUCCCGGGUGGAAACUACGAGCUGCCCGUGGACGAUUGGGAAACGCUCACCGUUGCUGACCGGCUUCGUCUCGGUGAGAGGCUGAAGACCCAGGAAAAAGCGCUCGCGCGAAGCCCGACGACGUUUUCCCGCUCCCUUGAUUUGGACUUGCUUGAUGCCCGCCUGCAUCAAGCCUUCGCUGGCGGCGUGCCGCCGUGCGAUGUACGAUUCGCCCACGAUUCCGAAUGUCUAAGCCCCGUCCUUGAUUCCGAGGCCGAGAAAACAAGAUACGAAAGAGAAUCACAUCAAAGUCUGGUCAGGGCUGGCGGAAGGCCGCUAUAUGCAAUAGACCUGAUUGAAGUUGUUCUUAAUGACCUAAGCGCGUUUGUCGACAUGCUGCGGCCCUGGUUGAACACCUCUACUGGAAAUCGCCCCGAGACUAAUGACAACCGAGGUCGACAAGACGACGACGGUGGCUUUCUUGCAUAUAUCGAGAAAGAGAAACAUUUCGCAAAGACCGAAUACACUAAGGAGGCGGGUCUGAGGAGGAUAGCCGAGAUUGAGAAGAACCCAGCGUGCCUCCAAGACGAAUGGGAACUGCACCAGUCGCUGCGCAGACGACAGCGAUACUUGUGUAGGGAGCACGGCUGCAAAGGUUUUGAGGACUAUGUUGUUGCUGCGAAGCGUCGUCUGUCAUCACAUGGUUUCUCGCAGCGGUUUGAUUUGGAUGUUGAUUCUGGGAGGCAAGACAAGCUGACAACGUGGAUCGAGUACCUCAACUACGAAUACUGGUGGCUCGACCAAUAUCGGAAUACUAUCGAACUCCUCCAGGCAGCCUACGACAAAGCUUGGCAAGAAUUUGUGACCUUGGACAUACUUAGGCCGCACGAGACGGAGGAGUUCUUGCGGACGUUGGAGUCGCCGAUGGAACGUGGAUCGGAGGAGGAACAGACUCAAAAGAACAUGGAGAAGGCCAAGGCACGGGCCCGGGAUGUCUUUACCCUAACCCAAGAACAUCCGGACCGAAUAAAGAUUCCCAAACAGAGACGAGUAGCGAUGUUGCAAAACAGCACGAAAGGCAUCUUGGACGCAGAGAAACGAGUGCGUGACGUUCGGGCUAGGAACGAUCACAUUACAAGAUUCAUUCACGCCACAUCGGAGUAUGUCGAUGCGCGUAAGAAUGACGCCCGACAAACCGAACUCGUCCGAUGGGUAGAGGACCAAGUGCCAUUAGUCACUUCCGAGAUGAUGGCACAAGCGGAACGCCCCGCCAACGGGCGUAGUGGGAGAAGCGCGAAGCGGGGUCCUCAGACCGACGAGUCGCCUUUGGAGAGUGAAGUUCGGCGGAAACGACGAAGGCUGAACAAGAAAACGGCGCCGGCUCGUCCAACUUGUGGAUCGAUUUCUAGUGACAGGCUCACAUCCACGGUCUUAGAUCCGAGGCGAGUAGAGACAAGAGGCGAAAUAUUGGGCUCUCGAUGGGAGCAGGCAACGAUAGAUCCGUCGCGUCGGGACAAGACUUCUCCAGCGGUUCUUCGCGACGUCAGGCGCAGCAUACGCAUCUCACGUCGAAUAUCUGCUGACCGUACGGCGCGGGGGCUCGCUGGACGAACGUAA